ACUCUUUGCAUCUUGCGGACUGUAAAAAGGUUUUAUUGCCUAUUUUAAAUGGGUAUGCUCUCGUAUGACAUUAAUCUCCUAAAUCGGGAUAUAUGUCACAACUCGGCAUCGUUGAUUACAACACGUCGUGAGUCAACAUAACCUCUCUUUUUUAAACAGCUGAUAUGUGACAAAUUUUGUCAGUUUUGAUUUUGUAUACAAGUUGUAUGCAUAUCAUUGAAAAAUGCAGUGCUUCCGCAUUCUGACCUACUUUUUUCUAUGAUAAGAAGCAAAGGAAAUAGGUUGCAGUUAUCAUUCAUCAUUUUAUACUAACUUCCUUUAAGCUACGUUUUUCAUUGUUCCUGGGUGCAUUUGUGGAAGAACCGCCAGAUUAGAUAUCAACAUGAGUGACUCAAAUGUUGUAGCAUCAACUGAUACAAGUACCCUGCCUAACUCUAAGCGCAAACUAUCAACCGAAGAAACAGACUCGAACAAAAUGAUGCAGAUGCCUAGCUUGUUUCUUGAGUGUCAUCCUAUUGACAAUCCAGAGGAUUUACUAGGAGUUGUUAGAAGCCCACCAAGAUGGGUCCAACGGGUGGCUCCCAUAGCACCAAGAUCUGAGUUUGUCAUGCAAAAUAAGUUGUCAAACUGUCAUACAGAAAAAGAUCAGUUUGGGGCAAGGAAAAGAUUGGAUGCGAGGACUGUGCCAAAGACUUUGGUGUGCCAUGAUUAUAGAGGUGGAUAUCAAGCUGAUAAGUAUUUGCAUUAUCCAUAUGAAGAAAUUGUAGGUAAUGGAUAUACAUUCUACAACUGGGCACAAAUUGAUGUGUUUGUUUAUUUUAGUCACCAUUUUAUUACUAUACCACCUCUGUGCUGGAUAAAUGCGGCACAUGCUAAUGGUGUCAAAAUAUUGGGCACCCUUAUAACCGAGUUUGGAGAUGGCAAAAAUACGUGCGACGAAAAAAUCUUCAAAGAUAUUCGAUCAAUGAGGGAAUUUACCCUAUCCUUGGUCGAACUCACACGAGUUUUCGGUUUUGACGGUUGGUUGCUUAACAUAGAAAAUAGGGUAGACAACGUUGAGGUACUGAAAGAGUUCGUACCUCUGCUGACAGAAAUGUUGCAUCAGGAGAAUUCUGGAAGUCUUGUAAUUUGGUACGAUAGUGUGACAGUAGCUGGAGAAUUGUUAUGGCAGAAUGAAUUAAAUGAUAAGAACAGAUAUUUCUUUGACUCUUGUGACGGAAUUUUCCUGAACUACUCAUGGAACGAGCAAAAUUUGUCAAAAUCCGCUGCCGAAGCAAAACAAAGACAUUUAGAUGUUUACGUUGGUAUAGACGUCUUUGGCAGGAAUUUUUUCGGAGGUGGAAUGUUCAACACGCACAAGGCUGUUGAUGUGGCCGCAAAGUACAACCUCUCAAUAGCUAUUUUUGCACCAGGUUGGACCCAUGAAACUCUAGGAAAUGUGGAUUUGUUUUUCGAGAAGUUUUACAACAGAGAUUCCGCAUUUUGGUCUAGUCUAUGGCCGUAUCUUUAUACUCAUCCAUUAAAUAACUACUUUACUACAAACUUCUACAUUGGUCUAGAUAAGUACUGCUACAACCUCUUCAGUCAACAGCAUCAAUUAACAGAGGUUCUACGACCCACACUGAAACUGCCAGAAUUUUCGGAAAUACCGAACAUAAAGAGUCAGUGUGACUGCUUACAAAGCUACAUCUUGGGUUCUAAAAACACCUGCCUGAUAACCAAAGAAAACUUGAGAAAAGACUUUGAUCAUAUCCACUAUCUUUUCGCCUGUGAUAUCAAGAUCAUCGACAAUACUGUGGUCUUUUUCCUUACCAAAGAUCCGUAUGGAAGAACUAGUGCUUUAAGAAUAACUUUGUUAGUAUCAGGAUUCAACAGAAGUAUGAGAAGGAUAGAAUUGUUGACGGAGAAAAAAGAAAAUCCUUUGAAUAAUAACAGUGUUCUUCAAGUGAAUCCGUCUGAGUCGCCAGAUGUUGUGUAUAGCCUCAAGAAUAGAUACUAUAAUAAAAUUGUGGAUGAUAACUGGAAUCUAAGUGUAUACGUUUUCAAUACAACGAUCUGCGAUAUUUUGGAAAUCGGUGGAGCUAUCGAAAAUGGUGAUAGUUUAUAUUUGGGAGCUUUCGGUAUCGAAAAUGCAGAUGGCAAUUUUCUGAAGAGCUAAUAAAAGAAAAAUUACAAAGUAUUUUAUUAAUAUGUAUUAUUUAUUUUAUAUAGAUAAUUUGUAUAUAUUUUUUAUUUGUAAAUAUAUGUAAUUCUAG
Acanthoscelides obtectus is the source of this 2255-nucleotide messenger RNA. NCBI's taxonomy places the organism in Eukaryota, Metazoa, Arthropoda, Insecta, Coleoptera, Chrysomelidae. The record is from the annotation of a GenBank genome assembly.